Molecule: messenger RNA, 1980 nt
Organism: Parascedosporium putredinis
Lineage: Eukaryota; Fungi; Ascomycota; Sordariomycetes; Microascales; Microascaceae
Source: the annotation of a GenBank genome assembly
AUGGCGGUCCAAUCCAAGAUAUCGGGCCACAUCCGCACGGUCCGCGGCGUGAUAACCACGCUCACGAAACUCUACCUCGCCAACCGCGGCCGCAUCUCCAAAGCCGUCUGGAUCACGCUCUUAGUAGCGCUAGUGAAUCGCGUGCGCCAUGCGAUAUCCGAGCAAAGGCGGCCUCGCAGCGCGACGCCGAGCUGCACCGCACCCGACGUAGCACGGUCUCCAUCGAGGACAACAGCGAGGGCGACGGCGCAGGCGCGGGUGGUGGUGCCGGGAUGGAAGACGAAGGAGGCGCGCCUCCUCAUCAGCCACUCGUUCUUUUUGGUCGUAAGGACGCUGAUCAGCGUCAAGGUCGCGGCGAUGGACGGCGCCAUCGUCAAGAGCUUGGUCAAGGGCAACGGGCGGGAGUUUUUGAUGAGGAUCGUGUGGUGGAUGCUAAUUGCCGUGCCGGCGACGUUUACGAAUUCAAUGCUUUCCUAUCACCAGGCUGAGCUCUCGCUCAAGUACCGGGCAAGACUAACACAGUUCAUCCACGAUAAGUAUCUAUCGCAACUCACCUUCUAUGGCCUAUCUGCGCUGGAUGAUCGGAUAAAGAAUCCGGACCAGCUGAUUGCUGUGGACGUGGCCAAAUUCUCCAACAGCUUGGCUGAGCUUUACAGCAACCUCGCCAAACCCCUCCUCGACAUGACCAUCUAUACCUAUUCCCUCUCCCGUAGUGUCGGAGGAGAGGGCGUCGUCUUCAUGGCGUUGCUUGUGCAGCUCUCAGCCAACGUGAUGCGCGCGCUCACGCCGCCGUUCGGCAAGUACGUGGCGGACGAGGCGAGACUGGAGGGAGAGUUUAGGUUCCAGCACUCUCGCUUGAUAGACUAUAGCGAAGAGGUAGCGCUGUAUGCGGGCCACGAGGCAGAGAAGGAUACCCUCGACAAGGGGUACUUCACCCUCAUCAAGCACGUCAACUACAUCCUCCGACGGCGCUUCUACCACGGCUUCAUGGAGGACUUUGUCAUUAAAUACUUCUGGGGCGCCCUCGGCCUGGUGCUCUGCAGUGUGCCUGUCUUCGUCAAGCUCCCGGGGCAAGUGGCCAUGAACACCGGAGAUAGGACGGAGAGUUUCGUCACCAACAGGCGCAUGCUCCUCUCGGCCUCGGACGCGUUUGGACGUGUCAUGUUCUCGUACAGGGAGAUUAUGGAGCUAGCAGGUUACACGUCACGGGUAGCUUCGCUGCUCGAUGUCAUGGAUGAUAUCCAGGCGGGCCAUUUCGAAAAGAGGCUCGUCUCGAGUUCCGGUACAGAAGACAACGAGGCGGUGCUCAAGGGCCGUGGAACUGCCUAUCAUCUCCCCAACGGCGACGUCCUUGUCAAGGCUCUCUCGUUCUCGCUCAAGCAGGGCGACCACUUGCUUGUGCUAGGGCCGAACGGAUGUGGAAAGUCGUCUCUAUUCCGCAUCCUCGGCGGCCUUUGGCCCGUCCGCGGCUCUCUCCGCCAACAAAUCAUCUACCCGGACAGCCUUCGGGGGAUGCGGGCCAAGUCUGUCACGGACGCAGAUCUCCUCAACAUUCUCACUUCACUGGGCCUCGAACACCUUGUAGAGCUGUACGAUGAGGGAUGGGAUGCGGAGGCGGAGUGGCGAGAUGUGCUAUCGGGCGGCCUACAGCAGCGCGUGGCAAUGGCGCGGCUCUUCUACCACAAGCCGCGUUAUGCGAUUCUCGACGAGUGCACGAGCAGCGUGACGCUCGAGAUUGAGAAGGCCAUGUACGAGGGAGCCAAGGCGCUGGACAUCACUCUCAUGACGGUGAGCCACCGACGCAGUCUGUGGAAGUACCACAGCUGGAUCCUGCAGUUCGACGGGCAGGGCCAUUACGUAUUUACCAAGCUCGACGCGGAUAAGAGGCUGAAGCUGGAAGACGAGAAGGAGGAGCUCGAGGUGCUGCUAAGGCAGGUACCCGAGCUGGAGAGGAGGAUGGAAGAGUUGACCUCUAGCUAG